This is a messenger RNA of Microdochium trichocladiopsis, 418 nucleotides long. RefSeq lists its product as uncharacterized. NCBI's taxonomy places the organism in Eukaryota, Fungi, Ascomycota, Sordariomycetes, Xylariales, Microdochiaceae. The transcript is spliced from 3 exons. The record is from RefSeq and is a predicted model, not a curated record. Bases 51 to 269 code for a protein of 72 amino acids.
UCCUGCACGUCCUCGGCGGUCCCUGCGUAGCCCUGAAAUAUCGAAGUGUCAUGGCUGGCUCUUGGAUCUUUGGUUUCUUCUUUCGGAGAAGGAUACCAGCUUCUUCGUCUAUAAGAAGUGCUUCACCCUAUUUCGAUUAUUCAUCUCUGCAGCUUUCCUGGAUUUUGACUCUACUAGCAACUUGGUUUGUACGUGGAUUGUCAGCCGGAGCCAUGUCACGCGGCAUUUACGAUACCACUGGAGUUCCAAAGCCGCCCCCAAGGCCGUAACCAAAGUAAGCAGGCCCGACAAUAACAGUGGAAAUCAUCAGGUGGCACAGCUUUUCAAGCUGCGGAGAGAGUUCGGUUAUUGCCGUCGCAGGGAUUGUCACAGGAUGUGGUCAGCUUAGCAAAUUCCGUUGCAAAACAUGAUUCCAUCC